Messenger RNA from Copidosoma floridanum, 6697 nucleotides. RefSeq lists its product as uncharacterized. Gene Ontology annotation, molecular function: extracellular matrix structural constituent. Gene Ontology annotation, cellular component: collagen trimer. Lineage: Eukaryota; Metazoa; Arthropoda; Insecta; Hymenoptera; Encyrtidae. The record is from RefSeq and is a predicted model, not a curated record.
UGCUCCACAGACAGACCGACAAGGCUCGCUUUCCGUGCGCCUCUGCAGCUGCUCCUCCUCGUCGACGGAUAACACGGUCCACCCGGGUGGUUGUACACGCGGGGCGGCCUACAUUUUUUCGGUGAAGAGGUCCGGCUGAGUUUUCCAGGGCUUAGUGGGCCCGGGGCCCCCCCCCCUCCCCCAUGAUGCGGCCCAAGCGGCGGGAGCCCACGGUGCCGGUCUACCUGCUACUGCUGGCCACCUUUGCCUGCUGCUUCUGGCUACCGAUCGCCGAGGCUGUCACGUGCAAGGACUACAAAUGCGACUGCAAGGGAAUCAAAGGAGAAGUGGGCCACAUGGGUAUCCCCGGAGUGAGGGGCCCAGAGGGGGAGCCUGGAGACACGGGCCCGGACGGCCCCGAAGGCCCCAAGGGCGAAAAGGGCCAGUCCGGUGAGUUCGGACUUACGGGCGAGAAAGGACUACGGGGCGAGACAGGAGAUCAAGGAUCAUUCGGCAGAGCUGGCGAAUCGGGAAGAGCCGGGUUCACCGGGCCCAGAGGGCCUGACGGUCUCGACGGCUGCAACGGGACGGACGGCCGCCCCGGAGUUCCAGGCUAUCCCGGAGUGCACGGUGAGAGGGGCACCUACGGGCCCCCCGGAUUCAAGGGCCCGACCGGAGACGCUGGAGAGGGUGGCGUCAACACCAAAGGCGUCAAGGGAGAACGCGGCGACCGCGGCUUCGACGGCACCCAGGGGCCCCCCGGUCUGACGGGACCUACCGGCGAUACCGGCUAUCCGGGUGAAACCGGUGACAUGGGACCGUUGGGGAUGUCGGGCCUGCCAGGUUUCCAAGGCGACAAGGGCGACGACGUCAUAGGACCGAAGGGUGAGAUCGGCGAACAGGGGGAACGUGGUCUGAAAGGCUUGCCAGCCGUGGGCGACAGCACCAGGAAAAACACGACAGCUCGAGAAGGACCACCCGGGCCCAAGGGUUACAAGGGAAUGCCCGGCGAUCGCGGCCCCAGGGGCGAAAUGGGCGAGAAAGGACCGCUCGGAUAUCCAGGACGCGAUGGAUUGAAAGGUGUAAAAGGUGAACAAGGCGACGACGGGCCUCGAGGCCAGCAAGGAAUAACAGGAGUUGCUGGACCUGCGGGGGAAAAAGGAGAAGAAGGAGAUGCCGGUUACUUCGGAAAACAGGGACCUGAUGGACCAAAGGGUGAAGCAGGAGAUAUGGGAAGACAGGGUGCUCCUGGUCGGCAAGGGGCUGCAGGUGUAGUGGGCGAAUACAUUCCAGAACUCGAUGAAGUCGUCUGGGGCAGCAUUGGCAUACAGGGCGAUGUCGGGUUUCCUGGAGAGCCAGGCCCUCCAGGUAUCGACGGCGAACCCGGAAGGAUAGGGUACAUUGGACCAACAGGACUUCCUGGUCCACAGGGUCCGCCUGGAUUACCAGGACUUAGAGGAUCUUCUGUAAAAGGAGAACGUGGCGACGAUGGAAUACCCGGUCCAAUUGGUUCACAGGGACCAAUCGGUCCCCCGGGUCCAAUGGGACCGCAUGGAGAAAAAGGUCUUCCUGGUAUAACUAUUUACGGGCCACCCGGUCCAGAUGGUUUCCCAGGUAUUGAUGGUCUUGAUGGACCACCUGGAGAUCGCGGCGAACCUGGACCACCAGGUCCUAAGGGCUUCCCUGGAGUCGGCACUCCAAUAGUUGGUCCACCCGGAGAGCUGGGCCUUCCUGGCGUGCCAGGUAUUCCUGGUGCUCCUGGCAUACGAGGUAUGGAUGGUCUUACAGGACCGAAGGGCUUCAAAGGUGAUGACUGCGGCGUAUGCGAUUCAGGUGGACUUGGUGAAAAGGGUGACCAAGGGAUGCCAGGUUUCGAUGGUUUCUUCGGCGCACCUGGUUUUCCAGGCUUGCCUGGACCGCGCGGGCUCAAAGGUGUAAUUGGCAAAGAUGGACCUCCUGGAGCCCCAGGUAUACCUGGGGAAAGUGGACGACAUGGUAUUGUUGGAGUUCAAGGUCCUCCAGGUUCACCAGGUCGAGUUAUACUUCCUGAUGCAUCUCGGGAACUAUCGCCACCUGGUGAUAAAGGAGACAGGGGUUUUCCAGGACCAGAAGGGCCACCAGGUCUUCCUGGACGCCCAGGCCUUAUUGGAGAUUAUGGUUUUGAUGGCCCAAAAGGAGAAAAAGGUGAUUUCGGCCUUCCUGGUAUACCUGGAUUCGACGGCGAACCAGGUUGGGAUGGAAUGGAUGGGCUGAAAGGAGAAGCUGCAACUACUCCCAAAGAGUACCUUAAAGGCGAUCGAGGUUUUGAUGGUAUGCCAGGACGCAAAGGCGAAAGAGGUAAUCCUGGACUUAAAGGAUCCCGGGGUGAUUCUUCGCAACACGAUUUCAAACUACUGAAAGGACCAAGAGGUCCAAAGGGAUUUGUCGGAGAUGAUGGUCCCAAUGGUUCAAAAGGAGAAAUGGGAGUUCGAGGUUUUAAAGGUACUGAGGGACUACCCGGUGAAAAAGGACGUGAAGGUUUUUCAGCACAAGGACCAGAAGGCUUAAAGGGAUACCCUGGAAUACCAGGAGAUGAAGGUCCACGUGGUACUCCAGGUCUUCCGGGUAUGGAGGGUCCUGAAGGUCUUCCAGGGCUAGCUGGUCCUAAAGGUGAUCGUGGUGACAUAGCCAACAACUUUUAUUACGGUGAUCAGGGUGUUAUGGGGGUAAAAGGUGAAUACGGAGAUAUAGGUGACUCUGGGCCACCGGGAUUCGUAGGACCUCCUGGAUUGAAUGGAGAAAAAGGAAUUAAAGGCGAAAAGGGUAACAGAGGAUAUGAAGGGUAUUCAGGAAAUUCUGGAGCAAAGGGACCAAGAGGUGAUAGCAUUCAGGGUUGGAGAGGGGAACCAGGUCUACCUGGAAUUCCAGGACGUCCCGGAAUGAUGGGUGACAAAGGUUUCAAGGGAGUUGAUGGCUUACCCGGCUACGAUGGUUUGAAAGGUAUGCGUGGUGAUGUCGGCCUACCAGGUAAUCGUGGACUCGAAGGUGAUGUUGGCGCACCUGGUUUUACGGGAAUGGACGGGCACAUGGGAUUCCCGGGUGCUCCAGGUGAAGAUGGUGAAAUUGGUAUGGAAGGUGACUUAGGACCUGUUGGUUGGCCCGGACUUGAUGGGGAACCCGGAAUGAUUGGACACAAGGGUGAAAGAGGAGAUUUUGGGCUUCCAGGCCCUGAAGGUCCACUGGGACCAAAUGGAUGGAAAGGGCAAAAGGGUGAACGUGGUUUUGUAGGGUUUAAAGGAGAAAGAGGUGAAAAUUCGUUCAGUGGAAUACAAGGUGAAUUGGGUGAACCUGGUUUUGUUGGAGAGAUCGGAGCACCUGGCAUACCCGGUGUAGAUGGAAAACCUGGUCUACCUGGAGAUCCUGGACUUUCGAUAGACGGUUUUAUGGGUCUUAAAGGUCCAAGAGGAGAACCUGGCUAUGCAGGAUUUAAUGGAACAUUUGGAGAAAAAGGAGAUCAAGGUGAUUUCGGUUUGGACGGAAUUAAAGGCAUAAGAGGGGAUCAUGGCCCACCUGGUCGUAAGGGUUAUCCAGGAAUGCAUGGCCGUCCAGGAUUUAAGGGAGAACGAGGGCCUGCAGGUCCACCUGGAAUUAAUGGUCCGAAAGGAAAGAUAGGAUUAGAUGGUGAUCCUGGGCGAAUGGGACGUCCAGGUAUGCCUGGAGAUAUGGGCCCUCCGGGUUUAACUGGUCGGCCUGGUGCUCCUGGUCCAAAGGGUCUAGUAGGUGAUCCUGGGUAUCCAGGAUUUGGAAAUGCAACUGCAGGAGACGAAGGUACGCCAGGGUUGCUUGGUAUGCCAGGCAAGAAAGGAAUGAGAGGGGAGGAAGGAUACAUGGGAAUCGCGGGAAGAAAGGGUGACAGGGGAGAUUAUGGCAUGCCUGGACUGGAUGGAUUCCCAGGUUUCCCGGGUGUGAAGGGAACUAUUGGAGAUGUUGGUCCAGUAGGCCCACAAGGACCACCAGGUGAAUAUGCAGAAGCAGGAGAGCCUGGUGAGCCCGGAUUUGACGGAAUACCAGGCACCCCUGGUCAAGCUGGUCCCAAAGGAAGUCCCGGUGAUUAUGGGUUUGAUGGACCGGAUGGUAUCCAAGGAGAUCCUGGCUACAGUUGGCCAGGGCCUAAGGGAGUAAAAGGAGAUGCAGGACCGAGAGGAUACAUAGGAUAUCCUGGGGCACCUGGUUUCGAAGGCAGGCCAGGAGAAAAAGGGCGUAUGGGGCCCAAAGGUUUCCUUGGUGAUGUUGGAUUACCAAGCUCAAGCGUCAAAGGAGAACAGGGUGACUAUGGUUUUCCAGGGUUAGAUGGAAGGCCCGGAAUGAAAGGAGAGAUGGGCGAUGAGGGAUUUGCUGGUAUUAUGGGAUUACCAGGAUUGAAGGGUGAAAGAGGUGACUACGGCGAUAGCGGUCGACCUGGUCCUCAAGGCAGAAGUGGCCGUAAAGGUAUGAAAGGUGAGAUGGGCACGUAUCUCCCUGGUCCAAAGGCCGAAAAAGGAAUGAUUGGGGAUGUCGGUUUCAUGGGGCCUGAAGGUCCGCGUGGAAUGCCAGGCAUGGAGGGUGAGCCCGGUGAAGAUGGUUUACCAGGCGAACAAGGAGAAGAGGGAGAAGUUGGCCCUGCUGGUAAUCCAGGUAUCGACGGACCCGAUGGUCCCGAUGGCUCGGAAGGACCACCUGGAUUAAUGGGCCGUCCUGGACCAACAGGAGUUCCUGGACUCGCUGGAGCACCUGCGCCUCCCGGACCGGGACCGCGAAACCGAGGCUUUUAUUUUUCCCGACACUCCCAGUCAGCGAUGAUUCCCUUGUGUCCGAAAAACACGGUGAAAUUGUGGGACGGGUUCUCACUUUUGCACAUAAUGGGAAAUGGUUAUGCACACGCUCAAGAUUUAGGCGUUCCCGGGAGUUGCGUGAGAAAGUUCUCGGUGAUGCCGUUCAUGUUCUGCAACCUGAACAACGUGUGCGACUACGCGAACCGCAACGACUACAGCUACUGGCUGAGCUCGAACGAACCGAUGCCGAUGUCGAUGACACCGAUACCAUCUCGCGAGGUGGGCGCCUUCAUAUCACGGUGCUCCGUCUGCGAGGCACCUACCCGCGUAAUAGUCCUGCACAGCCAAUCCAUGGCCAUACCCGACUGCCCUGGUGGAUGGGACGAGCUCUGGACCGGAUACAGUUUUCUGAUGCACCGCGACGCAGGAGCAGCCGGCGGAGGACAACCCCUCUCGUCUCCAGGCUCGUGCCUCGAGGAGUUCAGAGCGCGACCAUUCAUAGAGUGCCGCAGCCAAGGGACCUGCAACUUCUUCUCCACGGCCGUCUCGUACUGGUUGGCCACCAUCAAGGAGCACGAAAUGUUCCGCAAGCCCCACCAGCAAACCCUCAAAACGGACCACACGUCCCGCGUGUCGCGCUGCUCCGUCUGCAUAAGACGGCGCAUCAGCGAGAACCACAACAAUCAGCACUACGUCCACGGACACCAACAGCCGUCGUACGCUUACCCGCACGCCAGACAGCCGACGGCCAGCAUACACUCCGAGAGCGAAGCGAGCAAUGAAAUCGAAGGCCCCGCGCACAGCAAUUACUACCUGCAGCAUCAGCGCAAGCAUCCGGCUGUCAACUACCCGAGCGGGAAUAGCCAGCAUAGCUACUACCCACGGGCCAGAAGGCCGAACCAAAGAGUCCCGGCGCAGCAUCUCAGGCGACACGAUAGGCACCACAAGGCGCAUCGCAAGACUGGGGAAGUCAGCGAGUAAGAUUUUUGUCAAAUCGUCAUCGUAGGUGAUCGAGAGGACGAACUUUUUCAUUGUCUUGGACGGCAUGCGAUGAUAUGCAAUGGAAAGUAAAUAAAAGGUGAAAUUGGUGGCGUUCAUUCGAAAUGAAUCGUCGCGCAUAAAUUAAAGCAGUCGGUGGAUGAUAUAGAUUUACCAAAUCAAUCGUAUCGUGCGUUGAUUUGCCAUACCAGUAGGAUAAUUUAAGUUUUUUUUUUUUUUUGUUUUUUUUUUUUUUACCAAACGUUGCCCAAAAAUGUUGCUCGACAACAACAAAAAUUUGAGGUGAGAUACGAUUUUUCCAAGCUACCCUAUUGCAUCGUAAAUUAUCGUUAAAUGUAUGUUUUGAAAAUUUGCGAGUUACAAUCGACAUGGACAAUUUAUUGAAAUAACACCAUGUCAUUAAAAUAUGUGUUUGAUUUUAAGUCGCUAUUUUUAUAUUAAGUGCAAGGCAAAAUAGCUGCUAUCAAAAAAUUUUUGUAAUAUAAUAUUAUUGUAUAUCUACCAGUUUCGUAGUUUAUAAUGAAACUUUUAAAUGUUGAUUUUCGAUUGUGUUAAGAUUAAAACAAAUUGUGCUAAGCUUUCCGAAAAUUGUACUUGAAACAUGUUCAAUUUAAUAAACGAUGAUCCCUCUUCGUACGCGACGAAUUUUUUUGAAUAAAAUAAUUAAAAAACGAAAAAUCCUAGUUAUGUACAUAAGUGAAGCCAAGUGGUGUUUUCGAUCAAAUGUAUAUUUAUAGACACACUGCCGGGCUCUGCACUCGCUAGAUAAUGAAAGAGCUGCUUGUGCUGUGCCAUACCGCGAUAAUUGUAUCCUUUUUCUCAACAACUGCCAAAUACAAAUGAUCACUCGCCGUUGUAGAGUGUCUAAUAAUUUAUGGAAAAUCAAAUUAAAACAUAAUUAUAACUUUUUUAUCGUUAAAAUAAUGUUA